Messenger RNA from Penicillium diatomitis, 555 nucleotides. RefSeq names its product ER membrane protein complex subunit 4. The record is from RefSeq and is a predicted model, not a curated record. Gene Ontology annotation, cellular component: EMC complex. The coding region runs from base 1 to 555 and encodes 184 amino acids. The transcript is spliced from 3 exons. Gene Ontology annotation, biological process: protein folding in endoplasmic reticulum. NCBI's taxonomy places the organism in Eukaryota, Fungi, Ascomycota, Eurotiomycetes, Eurotiales, Aspergillaceae.
AUGUCUUCACCUCUCCCUCCACCGCCGCCGCCAGAAUGGGUGGUUGCGAUGAACUCGACAUUGCCGCGUCCCACCAAAGCCGCCUCUAGUAUUCCGGAUCCACCAGGUUUCUCCAGCGGUCGGGGAGGCAAACAGCGCCAGCAACAGCAACCGAUCGCGAAGAAAGCUGAGGACACCGACGCCCUGAAGAUGAAGAAAGCUUGGGAGAUUGCCAUCGCUCCAUCCAAACAACUUCCCAUGAACGCUAUCAUGAUGUACAUGUCCGGCAACAGUCUCCAGAUUUUCAGUAUCAUGAUGGUCUUCAUGCUGUUCAAGGGCCCUAUCCAAGGCUUGAUCAGCACCAAUGAGGCUUUCGCCAGAUACGAGACACCUUCAACGCGCGGGCGCCUGGUGGCUGUGAAGCUCGUUUAUAUUUUGAUGCAAUUAUUAUUGCUAGCAUUGGGUAUCUGGAAAGUCAACGCGAUGGGACUUCUGCCAACCACGAGAUCAGACUGGCUUGCCUGGGAAUCAGAGAGACAGCCCUUGGAGCGAGCAUUCUUUGCACUGAAAGGAUGA